UUCCUGGCUAAACCUUCAUUCGACCCGCCACCUCGCUGCAACAUCCUCCUUCCCCUCUCCACCCCACACCUGCGUUUCCUUCUCGUUACCUCGUCUCUCUGCACCUUCCUCUGCUUCUGCCUUUGCCUAUGUGUAUAUAUCUGUAGUGUGUAUAUCUAUAUCUGUAUAUAUAUAUAUAUAUAUAUAUAUAUCAUAUAAGAGAGAGGAUUUCGAUCUGUCCCGGUUUUCUUUUCUCCCAAAAAUGGGAAAUGCUAACGGUACAGAAGGAGGCAGUGGGAUUGGGAGGGAUGAUGAAGAUCCGUUAUCAGGAAGGAGAUCGAAUGGUGAAUCGGGGUUUGGUUACAACCACGCGCCCAAUUCCCAUCCUCCGGAGCGCGUGCCUUCCUCCGAUUCAAUGGGGAACAAUACCCCUCCUCAGAGCCCCCGACGCUCUCGAUCCCCCAUCUUGUUCGCUCCUCAGGUUCCACUAGCUCCCUUGCACAGGGAUGAUGCCCCCCUCUUUUCCAACAGCAUCUGGCAGAAUGAAUCUCAGGGAGUUGUUGAUCAUCCGCCUGAGCGAGGAAUCCCUACCAUGAUUACAUGGAGCUAUGGUGGUUCCAAUGUUGCAGUUGAGGGAUCUUGGGACAACUGGAAAUCAAAGAAAUUACUUCAGAGAUCUGGUAAAGACCACUCAAUUCUUAUGGUCCUGCCAUCAGGUAUAUUCCAUUACAGGUUCAUUGUUGAUGGUGAAUGGAGAUAUAUCCCAGAUCUUCCUUUUGCAGCUGACGAAAUCGGCCGUGUUUGUAAUCUUCUCGAUGUUCAUGAUCAUGUGCCUGAAAACCUUGAGAGCGUGGCUGAGUUUGAGGCUCCACCUUCACCAGACUACAGCUAUAGUCAGGUUUUACCAGCAGAGGAGGAUUUUGCAAAGGAGCCUGUGGCUGUUCCGGCCCAACUGCAUCUAACCGUCCUGGGUAUGGAGAACUCAGAUGAAGCUUCUUCUUCAAAGCCUCGGCAUGUUGUGCUCAAUCACGUUUUCAUGGAGAAAGGUUGGGCUUCUCAGUCUGUGGUUGCCUUGGGACUAACCCAUCGGUUCCAGUCUAAAUAUGUCACGGUUGUCCUCUACAAACCACUCAAAAGGUAGAACUCCCACUUUUGAAGCUCAAUUCUGCAAAUGAAAAGAUUGAAAAAUGAUUUUACAGUUAACCGUGAAGGUAUCUUUGUCUAUAGAACAUCUCCAUAUUUUAACUCGUGACCAUGUUCUGUCACACAGCACACCUUAAUUUCAUCCUUUGCUUAUGGAACCCUUUUUCCUUCCUGUAAAUAGUGGAAAACAAUGAUCUACUUUCCA
Messenger RNA from Juglans microcarpa x Juglans regia, 1327 nucleotides. RefSeq names its product SNF1-related protein kinase regulatory subunit beta-1. NCBI's taxonomy places the organism in Eukaryota, Viridiplantae, Streptophyta, Magnoliopsida, Fagales, Juglandaceae. Gene Ontology annotation, molecular function: protein binding. The record is from RefSeq and is a predicted model, not a curated record. The coding region runs from base 242 to 1120 and encodes 292 amino acids. The transcript is spliced from 4 exons.